AUGUUGCCAGAUCUGUCGCCUCAUCUUCAUACGCGGGAAUGCAAUUUUCUUAUUGAUCUUCUACAUAAGUGUCACGAAGAAAAACAAUUAGGUAAAAUGUUCGGUCAGUGUUCAUAUUGGGAUGAGGCUGUCUGGCAAUGUACGAAGAAGGAGAGGAUAUGGCGAAGAGAUAACAAUCCAAAGUAUUCUAGGAGAAGAAUAGAACUACGAAAUCUACCUGAAUCUUACUGGACUCCUGUUCUGCAGCGUCUCAGAGACGAAGGAGUAAUGCCAGAUUUAUCUUCUGCGAAUGAUGGUUGUAGACUUUGA
Auanema sp. JU1783 is the source of this 309-nucleotide messenger RNA. The record is from the annotation of a GenBank genome assembly. Lineage: Eukaryota; Metazoa; Nematoda; Chromadorea; Rhabditida; Rhabditidae.